Molecule: messenger RNA, 1762 nt
Organism: Sphaerodactylus townsendi
Lineage: Eukaryota; Metazoa; Chordata; Lepidosauria; Squamata; Sphaerodactylidae
Gene: CNMD
Product: chondromodulin
Exons: 7
Coding region: 288-1328 (346 amino acids)
Biological process (GO): negative regulation of angiogenesis; negative regulation of endothelial cell proliferation
Source: RefSeq, a predicted model, not a curated record
AGGAGGCCGUGCGCGGCGCCCGCCUGUCCCCCAACAGGGCGCCUACCCACCGGGCUCGGUGCCUGCGGGCGUCUGGCUCCGGGCGCUUCAUCGGGACAACCGGGUCAGGGGCUGCCUCGUGGCCUUCCACGCGGCCCCCCAGACCAACCCCGAGCAGAGACUCCUCCCUCCCCGUCGUGGCUUCCCCCCCCCCCCCCGGCGCCCCUCCUCCGGAGGCAGCUGCCUUCGCCUCCCGUCCCGUCCCGUCGGGCCCGCAGGCAGCAGAGGGUGGCCGGCCAGGAGCGGAGAUGGAGAAGGUGCCCCUGGCCUCGGCCGGGCCCGAAGACCCCGAGCGGUGCCCGACGCCCCCCGCUUAUUCGGCUGUGAUGGCAAAGCCCUCUAGCACAGGACGGCUGCUGAGGAUCGGGGCCAUGGUGCUCAUCGGUGGAGCCCUCCUCCUCUUCUUCGGGGCCAUCGGAGCCUUCUACUACUGGAAGGUGAACAACAAAGAGCUUUACAAUGUUCACUACACAAUGAGCAUUAAUGGGAAGGUGCAAGAGGCAUCCAUGGAAAUCGACUCUGGAAACAAUGUGGAGAUUUUUAAAACAGGAAGUGGAAGUGAAGAGGCGAUCGAAGUUCAUGAUUUUCAGAUAGGCAUCACCGGGAUCCGUUUUGCUGGUGGAGAGAAGUGCUUCAUUAAAACUCAGGCUAAAACUGGAGUCCCUGAAGUCAAUGCCAUGACAAAAGAGAGUCUCUCCUUUGACCUGGAAGAUGAGAUUUUGCCAGCUAAAUUCGAUGAAAACUCUCUGGUUUGGGUGGCUGCGGACCAGCCUAUAAAGAACAACAAUUUCCUGAGCCCCAAAAUUUUAGAGCUCUGUGGGGAUCUUCAGAUUUUCUGGCUUCGACCGUCUUAUCCCAAAGUUGGGCAGAGAAGGAAGAGAGGAGCCACCAGGGGAAGGCGUCAGGCUCAGAGGGAGUUCAACCUGGAUCAGUUCGAAGCGGCGGCCGAGGAAGUGAACAGGAGGCCCCAAGCCCAGCAGAGGGCUCGGGAGCAGGGGCGUCGGUUGAAUGAUACCCGGCCUUCUGGGAGAGAUGUCAGGCCGACCUUCAAUCCAGACAACCCUUACCAUCAGCUAGAAGGAGGUGAAGGCAUGACCUUUGACCCACGGCUAGACCACGAAGGAGUCUGCUGCAUUGAGUGUAGGAGGAGCUACACCCACUGCCAGCGGAUCUGCGAACCUCUCCUGGGCUACUACCCCUGGCCUUACAAUUACCAAGGGUGCCGAUCUGCUUGCCGCCUCAUCAUGCCCUGCAGCUGGUGGGUGGCCCGCAUCUUGGGAGUUGUAUAAAGGAGCCCUGUGAAGAUGUGACCACCAUCAUUGCAUAGCUCUCCGUAUGUGUGUUUGUGUGUGUUUGUGUUAAUGUAUCAAAAACUGAAUGCCAGCCCUUGUAGAUGUAAAUAAAUGAAAACCCUCAAGCUAUGACUUCAUUUGUUUCACAAAAGCAGAGUGUAGCUUGGAAAUUUAUCUGUUAGCCAACUGUACCCUCUUCAACCCGGCUGGAAAACGAAAACAAAAAAUAUCUCAAGUCUCAAACGGGUUUACUCUUUUGUUUGUAAAUUAAAUCUCUCCACAUGAAAGCUUGCUGAGAAAUUGAAAUUCAGCCUCUCCAUAGAAAAGCCUUCUGUUUUGAAAUAGUUGUGGGGAAGUGUCCAAUUAGAGCACUCUGCUUUUGACAGUGCCUUUCAAUCAUGUAGCGCUUGAUAAAUAAAGUCCUAUGCGAA